CCUGCUCCUCCUCCUCCGCGUGCUCCUCCUUCUCCUCGCGGGGCCCUGGGCUGCCGCUCCCGCAGCCGGCUCCUCCUCUCCCGCCCUCCCCCUGCCUCGCGCUGUCUCCCCGCUAACUUUCCGAGCGGCGGCGCAGAGCUCUUGCGGCCGGCUUUGGGGGCCCCACUGCAGACCGCGGGCACCCCGCGCGCCCCGUGCCCCGUAUCCCAGCCCCGCGCCCCAGGCGCGUUCCGGAGAGACCUGAACGAUGUCCGGGGCUUGGGACCGAGGCCAAGCCGGGGCCAGAUGGCUGGGCACUGGGCUUUUGGGUCUCCUCCUGCUCCCCGUGUCCCUGUCGCUUGAGGUGUCCGUGGGGAAGGCGGCCACCAUCUACGCCGUCAAUGGCACCGAGGUCCUGCUGCCCUGCACCUUCUCCAGCUGCUUCGGCUUCGAGAACCUGCGCUUCUGGUGGUCCUACAACAGCAGCGACACCUACAGGAUCCUCCUCGACGGCACGGUGAAGAACGAGAAGUCUGACCCCAGGGUGAGGCUGAAGAAUGACGACCGCAUCACGCUGGAGGGGUCGACCAAGGAGAAGGUGAACAACAUCUCCAUUCUGCUGCGAGACCUGGAGUUCACCGACACAGGGAAGUACACCUGCCACGCCAAGAACCCCAAGGAGAACUUCCUGGAGCACCAGGCCACCAUCUUCCUCCAGGUCGUCGAUAAACUGGAAGAAGUGGACAACACGUUGACACUCAUCAUUCUGGCCGCCGUGGGGGGCUUCAUCGGGCUCAUGGUCUUCAUCCUGCUGGUCAAGAAGCUGAUCACCUUCAUCAUUAAGAAGACUCAGGAGAAGAAGAAGGAGUGUCUGGUGAGCUCCUCAGGCAACGACAACACGGAGAACGGCCUGCCUGGCUCCAAGGCGGAAGAGAAGCCCCCCACCAAAGUGUGAGCCCCUGAGGGGGGCCGAGCAGCCUCUGGGGGGCCCCGCUGCCCGACGCUGAGACCAAUGCUUGAGCCGUGUCGUGCCCGAGACCCCACGCGCCUGAGACACCCGCUGCUCGGCUCCAACGUAGAACUUCCGGGCAGGUGGACGCGGGGUCCUGCCCGGCCUCCCGCACCCCUCUCCCAGCCAGGGCUCCCCGGGGACAAGGGCUGGCCAGGGGGAGGGGCCGCGGGGGGGCUCAGGAAGAGAAAGGAGGGGCUGGUCCCCCAACGCUUGAGUCGUGGGGUCUUCCUGAGUCUCCCCGACCCUCAAGGGGCAAAGCCUAGGUGUUCCCGCAGAUGGCUCUGAAAGAGAGGCUGGGGGUUCAGUGAGGGCCCCCGAGAGCUGGGUGGCAUUUGGAGAGGGAACAUGUCGGGUGUGAAGACUCGAGGAGUCGGAUGGGGGUGGUGACUUCUGGGGGAUCCCACUGCAGGCAGCCUCCAUAGGGACCCCCACAUCCCUCUGCUGAGAAACUUCUGUUCCCUCAGACUUGGCCCCCCGCUUUGGACCUAUACCCUCUGCCCCUCCCAUCCUCAGCUAGUCUUGGGGGAGCCCCAGCCCCCCUGAUUUCUGGGUUCCUGAGGUGCUCAUGAGGGACCCUCAGCCUUCCAGGGGCCCUAUUCUGGCGCUUCUCCCCCAGGCUCCAUAUAAAUAAAUUUAUUUAUCCAUGCCGGGUCUCUGGGCCCCAGGAAGGGUCGCCCAGGCCCCUCCUCCUGCACCUCCUUUCCCUGUCCAAGUGUCCCCACCUCUUGUUUCUGCCCAGGUGGUCUCCUCCCCCGCCCGGCAGUCCAGGACUGUCCUUCGGCCCAGGGAGAAGCCCUGUGUUUGGGGGCCGCUUUCUGCCCAGGGCUGGGGAGGAAGGGGCAGAGGGGGCGCCCUCGUUCUCCUUUGCUUUUCCAAGGCUGGUUUGCACACCCUGUGUGGGUGUGGGGGCUGGUCUGUGCCUUUGCCCCGACUCCACCCCCCAGAGCAGAGCAGGGAUGCGGAGAGCGGCCGCCGUGGCCAGGACUGAAGCCCCAGGGAGACGUACCCAGCGCCUCCCCGUCUGCUCUGGGCCCCAGGGAGGACCGGAAGGAGGAGCCUCGUCUUCCAGAGGCUGGGGGAGCCCGACCUCCCCUGUCCUGGCGGAUGGCACACUCCCUACCCCGUCCCUCCUGACCUGCACCCUGAGGAAGGCCCAGAUCUUCCCAGCAGGGGAGCAGACGGACCGUAGCUGCUGCCCCCCGGGGGGCCUUCCAGGAACCAUGUUUGGGCACACACUGGCCAGGGGUCCUCCAUGACCCCAAGGCCCCAGCAGGCCGCAGAGCAGGAUCCCUUGCUCCUGGACUUCCAGACACUCAGGCCCUGCCCCUUCUCUGAGCUCAGCUUUUCCAUCUGUGAAAUGGGCUUGAUACUUAGCUACCUCACAGACAGUCGUGAGGUGUGGUGCGUUUUCGAAGAAGGAUCUAGGGAGCCAGGUUUCGUGGGGGUUGGGGGAGGGGGUUCAUCAGUCCUGUCCUCUCACCUCUGUGUCCUCUCUCUCUCUCUCUCUCUCUCUC
Messenger RNA from Sorex araneus (European shrew), 2505 nucleotides. It is a transcript of the gene SCN4B, whose product is annotated as sodium voltage-gated channel beta subunit 4. The record is from RefSeq and is a predicted model, not a curated record. The coding region runs from base 248 to 934 and encodes 228 amino acids. Gene Ontology annotation, molecular function: transmembrane transporter binding; sodium channel regulator activity. Gene Ontology annotation, cellular component: membrane; voltage-gated sodium channel complex. NCBI's taxonomy places the organism in Eukaryota, Metazoa, Chordata, Mammalia, Eulipotyphla, Soricidae. Gene Ontology annotation, biological process: regulation of ventricular cardiac muscle cell membrane repolarization; cardiac muscle cell action potential involved in contraction; regulation of sodium ion transmembrane transporter activity. The transcript has 5 exons.